UCUGUGCUCAAGGCUCGAGAGUUGGUGAUUCUGUCGCUCGAAUAGCGAAUUGCGAUUUCCAGCGCAGGAAGGGAAGGGAAGGGAAGGGAAGGAAGCGCAAGGGGCUGGCUUCUUGACCGAGAGGGGAGGAGCUAUGGCGUCCACUGCGAGCGCCACCGCUGUGCUUGCGAGGAGGAGCUUCUGCUCGGCGUCACCGUGCGCGCGGCUCGCGGUUUCGCUGGGGUCCGCGCAGAGAUCGUCCUCGUGUGCAGCGUCGAAUUGCCGUCGCAGCUUUGUGAGCUGGUCUUGGCCGCGUGUGGCGGUGGCCUCUCGGAGCGUGCCGAGAGGGAAUUUCAUCUUCCUGAGCGAAAAUGUGGCUUCUGUGCGUGGAAUUCAUGGCGCACAGGCCGGUCGUCGAGGAGCUGCGGUCAUGGCUUCUUCGUCUUCUUCUUCUGCCAGUCCUGUGGGGACCAUCGUCUCGGAGCCGUCUACCCCCGUCGACAAUUCUUCUGCAGGAGAUUCGGUGGAACCUUUAACAUGGCGUGCAAGCAUCGACUUCAAAGGAAUACGAGAAAAUAAGGAAGCAAUUGCUGCGAACAUUAUCAACCGAAAGUCUACCGGCGACGUUGAGCUUGUGGUGGAAUUGUACGAGCAGUCGGUUCGUUUAAGCAUGGAAGUUGAUAAACUGCGAGCGGAGAGAAACGCAGUCGCAAGUGCCAUGAAAGGAAAGCUCGAACAAGCCAAGAGGCAAGAGCUUAUCACCCAAGGAAAAGAGCUGAAGGAGCGUCUAGCAGGCCUGGAAGUGUCUCUGGCUCAGCUGUCAGAUAAGCUUCAGAGAGAGGGGCAACGGAUCCCGAAUAUGACCCACCCAAGCGUGCCUAUAGGUUCUGAAGAUGUCGCUACUGUGCGUAAGCAGGUUGGUGAAAAACCAGUAUUCACGUUCCCUGUGAAAACCCACGUCGAUCUUGGUCAAGAUCUUGACCUCUUGGACUUUGAGUCUGCCGCAGAGGUGAGCGGAAACAAGUUUUACUAUCUGAAAAAUGAAGCUGUGCUACUAGAAAUGGCACUGAUAAAUUGGACGCUUUCGGAAUUGAUAAAGAGGGGUUUCACACCUUUGACCACCCCAGAUCUUGUGCGCUCUUCUGUUGUUGAGAAAUGCGGAUUUCAGCCCAGAGGCCAAAACACUCAGGUCUAUUCUGUGGAAGAUACAGAUCUCUGCCUUGCAGGGACAGCCGAGAUUCCAGUAGGUGGAAUGUACAUGGAUAGCAUGCUCACAGAAGCAUCGCUACCGUUGAGAAUUGUAGCGUUUUCUCAUUGCUUCCGAACGGAAGCUGGGGCCGCGGGUGCAGCGACAAGGGGCUGAUGUGCAGAGGUCUUUAUCGGGUCCAUCAAUUCAGCAAGUUGGAGAUGUUCGCGAUAUGUCAACCCGAAGAUAGUGAAGCUCUUCACGAAGAGCUCAUAUCGAUCGAAGAGGAGCUAUAUACUUCUUUAGGCCUGCAUUUUAAGACCCUCGACAUGUCAUCUGAGGAUCUUGGAGCUCCUGCCUACAGGAAAUACGACGUCGAGGCCUGGAUGCCGGGUUUGGAUCGGUACGGUGAGGUGUCAAGUGCAUCCAAUUGCACUGAUUAUCAAAGCCGCCGCUUGAAUAUUCGUUAUCGUCCCGAGCAUAAUAUGAUGAGAGACGGGCCGAAAACUAAAAUGCCUGCUCCUGUCUUUGCCCACACACUAAACGCCACAGCCUGUGCGGUUCCUCGGAUGAUCAUUGCAAUCUUAGAAAACUUUCAACAAGCUGAUGGAUCAGUCGUAAUACCCGAGCCUCUUAGGCCUUUUAUGGGGGGCAUGGAGGUUAUAGCCUCAAAAGCAAAGAAAUGAUGUAGUCUUUUUCGUGCAUCAGUUCCAGGUAUGAAAAUUCUCGGUAAGCUGUCUCGAGUUACCUCGAGCCCAUUCUUUGUCAUAGAACCAUCUCUCGUAGGAAACUUCGAUGAAUCCUCAACCGAUGUAUUGUACACAUAUUGAUUAUUGUUCUCAGUCCUCAUAUUUCAAGAGAAAAAUAAAACCUUCUGAAGAAAGCGA
Messenger RNA from Marchantia polymorpha subsp. ruderalis, 2052 nucleotides. The record is from the annotation of a GenBank genome assembly. Lineage: Eukaryota; Viridiplantae; Streptophyta; Marchantiopsida; Marchantiales; Marchantiaceae.